Halichondria panicea is the source of this 1231-nucleotide messenger RNA. Its product is annotated as protein CLN8-like. Gene Ontology annotation, biological process: lipid homeostasis. Gene Ontology annotation, cellular component: endoplasmic reticulum; membrane. The coding region runs from base 145 to 1080 and encodes 311 amino acids. NCBI's taxonomy places the organism in Eukaryota, Metazoa, Porifera, Demospongiae, Suberitida, Halichondriidae. The record is from RefSeq and is a predicted model, not a curated record. The transcript has 2 exons.
UAGCCACAUGUGACUGACAGCUCCAACCACAUUCACACAUUCCAACAGAAAAGCUGAACUUGAGCUUCUCCCUCGACUUCCAGGAAACUACGUGAACACCAAGAUCUGUGCUAGGAGCUUCUCUGCUAAGAGUGAAGAGUGAUAAUGAAGACCCCCACCUGGGUUCAUCAGAUAUGGGAGAACCCACCUGAUCCUGUCGUGUUUUUCUUUCCCGUAAUGGCCGACGUAAAUAUGAGGAAAUUUGAAACGAAACUUCUUGUCAUAUCGCUGGCAUUUUUUGCAUCGCUCUUCGUUUUCUGUGCAUCGUACUUUGUUUCUUAUACAUUUGUGACGUUUCGCUCAAGGCUGAGACCCAAAGAGAAGGUAUUCUGGUGCUUGUCAUUUGUUCGAGCUUUGUUUGGCUUGGUUUCCACAUUCAUCGGCUUCUGGUACAUUGCAUUUGAUGAUACCCUGCAAAAAGAUGUGGUAAAUGGAAACUCUCAGACUUCUUUCCUCGCAGUGUAUAUAGCUGUUGGCUUCUUCAUCUUUGAGUGCACUGCUCUGUUUAGUUCAAUAGCGAUGUUUGGAGGAUUCGACGCGUUCCUUGUUGCUCAUCACACACUCAGUCUUCUUGGCUUUGGAACUGUUGCCUAUUGCGAGACCACUCAUUUCUUCUCUGUGGUUGGUAUGCUGCUAGAGAUGACGACUCCGUUCUCAUGUUUGUGCUGGAUGUUCUUGAAAGCUGGAAUGGCUCAUCUUCCUAUCUGGAAAAUCAAUCAGAUUCUCCUUGUCCAUCUGUUUCAUUGUCGAACCACGAUUGAAGGAUAUUUUUACUACAAGUUGUAUAUGCAAUGGGAGAAUGUCCACCACCAUAUGCCCCGCCCCAUUUUCUGGAUGCUUGUCGUGCAGCUCACCCUUCAGUUUUUUAUUCUCACUCCCUAUUGGACGUACAAAAAGAUGGGGCAGCUCUUCAACCCUGUCGAUUGGAACCAUCCGGAACUCCAAAAAAAUAAGAGUGAUAGCAAAAACGGAGUGACUGACGUUACUGGUAGUAGCCCCAAGAAAAGCAAGUCAAAGAAAGGGUUGAAAAAAGAAAACUAACUAGGAAAUAUUUUUGUAUAGAUCUGUACACCCUUUCCAGCAACUUUCUCUUUCCCUCCAUUUUUGUACCCUUAUUUAUUAUCCCACUAGUUGUAUAAAAUUCAUUAUUGAAUGGUGAGCACAAUGAAUUAUUAAUUGUUUUCCCUCAAAA